GCUGAGAUUAUCUAUAUAUCAAUGUUGAUGAUUGAUUAACAUGGCAGUGAAAGCAAGCAAUGAGCAGGAUCUGGCGAGCGCUAGGAUCUGUCACUGCCGAAAUAUAAUUGGCUCUGUGUGACAUUGGUAGCGUUCCGCUUGUUGUUAGCGAAGAUAUGCGAUACGCUAAGGCGUCCAGUCUAAGAUUGGCUUAGCUUAGGCUUGCUGCACACUAACUACUAACUACUAACUGACUAAGACAAGAGGCUGAAUGCCGAAUUGCCUCUCCGUCUCGGAUGUCUAGAGGAGCCAUCGUAUAGUGCGCCGUGCUGUUAAGUACGCAGCAGAUUGUCGUUGCUGUCAGUCACGUCAGUCAUGCUGUCUCCUCGCUGUUAUACGACACUUCCUUAUACCUUUGUCUUCAUAUCAAUCAGGCGAUAUGUCGGCUCCAGACGAUCCAUCCAAUUCUACUUCUCAGCCGGCUGUUUCUACGGAGUUAAAUGAUCCAUCUCCGACCAACGAUAUUGCAAGCGAUACUUCCUCUCAGUCAUAUUAUUUCGAUACGACAAUCGCGGCCGAUGAAACGACCGGACAUAUAGGAGACUCAAGCACAGAGUCUGCUGGCGAUUACAAAGAAAAAUACAGGCGAUUGCGAAUACGCAUGCGCGCUCUUGAAGAGAAGUUGGAGACCCUUGCUUCGGCUGCGGAGGUGGACAGAAAGUUAAAAGAUUUGGAGAGAAAACUAGAUGUUGACAAGAAGCUGCCAACCGUUUAUGAAAAGAUGGAAACCGCUGAAAAAGAGCUGAAAACAUUUGAUAACAAGCGCAAACCAAAGGAAGACGACCGCAAUUCUGAAACGACGCCGACGGCUUACGGCCUGGAUGAGAAGCUAGGGAGAAAGCGGGUACAGCAGAAUCGCAUUCUGAACAAUAAUCGAGCGUCCAACUCAUACUCAGACAAUUUUUCGACCCUUGUGAAUAAGGCUAUGGCUCGGAAGGCCAAGCUCUCGGUCGAUACCCCAGAUGACGAGAAAAAGUCAGGCGAAGCCCAGAAGGUCAGAAGAAUCAGAAGUUAUUUGAGGACGACAAUCGACGAUGUUGGUACCACCUCCGCUGAUAUCGUCCUGUCAAAUGUUACAUAUGCCAGGAGAUCUCUCCGGAUUUCGUUAUGGGAUUUUGUUACUGGGAUUACAAAAGUGGUGUCGAUGCGCUCUGUCAUGAGUAGAGGCACGCGAAUCAAACGAAAGCGCAAACUCGAGGGACGAUCUAUGGCAUGGAGAGCGACUGAGGUUAUGCAGGAGUUUCCACCACUUACUUGGGUCCUUUUGCUUUGGCCUGUGAUUUUACCUCUAUGGAUAGUAUGUUUUGGGACGUUGACGCUGCUACAGUUUUUCAGCUGGCGCGUUGGACGGAGAGCUAUCAAAAUUCCAGACUUCAGUCUAGGCCUUGAGGAUACUGUCUUCACUACCGGGAACACAGAAGAGAACAAAUAUAAGUUUUAUGAUUUCAGGCUAAAGUUGAAGGUGGCUUUGGAGAAGAUUGAAGCAGAUGAGAAGGCAGAUGAGUUUGAGGUCCCAAGAUUUGAUGGAUUGACGCAAAAACUGUCACCCGAUACUCUAUUAUCCUACAAAUAUCUCACUCCAGCCGAGAAGAGAGCUGUUAAAGGGAUGAUAGCGACUCUAUGCAGGAUAUACCUGGAUUGCUCUCAGAUCCAUUUUCGAAAGAUCAAAGACCGUUGGGGUAUAGUUGGCAGUGUAAGGCCAAAGGAGUCUUCCUUUGCUGAGAAAAGUGGGACUAUUCCGAAAUUCCAGUUGCUCGCGCACAACGAUGCGGUUGAUGAAACGCUUACCGAAAUUUAUGAGUCUAUCAAUCGGAAAAAGUCUGAGAUCUCUCAGUAUAGUUCGGGAGGGACAUUUCAAGACCUUGGUAAUCAGCUUAGUCUUUGUGGUAUAAUGUGCUCAAUUAUUAUUGACUGCAUCCCUUUUGGAGAGUCAGCCAAAGACAGUUUCGAGGAUACGCCAGUCGGUUUGGAGAAAACGCCAGAGGGAUAUUAUAAAAAGCUGCCAUCGCGACAGACUGUGAAUACCACGAGCUUUCCCAACACUGAUAUAGAAGAGUUUCUGUCGUACACUAUACCGACAUUUCUAAAUCCGGUAGGCAUGGCAUUCACGGCCGCCAAUACACUGAUCAGUACCUUUGUGGCCAAAGAUAUAUACCAAGUGAACACGUCGGUUCUUAUUGCAUUCGCAGCUAUUGGAAUGUACUCUUCAAUCUUCAUCGACAUUGCUUCUUCCGCAGUGAAUAACUAUAUUUUUGGUGGAAAGUACACGUACAUGCACUACGCACCUCUAUCGCACCGAAAUGUACGAUGGACCGGUUGGUUUUACUUUGAUACGUAUAUCUCGUUUAUCCGACGACAGCACUCCCUUUUGGCGUCCUAUAUUGAGAAUGCCGAGAGUGGCUACGUUUUAAGUGAUGAUGCUGGUCUCUUUGAUGGUAAAACUGCAACGGUAGUGGGAUCAAAUCCACUUCAUACUGUGAAAUCUGCAUAUAUCAGCGAUGCAGUAUUGGAAAAAGUUGGAAUCCAGCUAUCAGCUACCAAGUACUUGUUGCCAACUGAGCCGAAUACCAUUGUCACCAAAGUUAAUACGAGGGAAUUCUUAACGACUGAGUAUCCGCACGCUGUGACUACCAUUGUGCUCGACUUAUGGGAGCUUACCCGGGCAGUUUUCGACAUGUUGCUUGGCUGGCUCAUUCCAAUUUUUGAGCCGGAAAAAAAAUACGAAGGUCACGCAGUCAAAAAUGACGGCAAGGGUAUUCCUUAUGAUUACGGAUUCAGAAAAGCCUGGCAACCAGGAUGGUUUUUCUGUUGUCCCAAGUUCAUCUUCAAGUGCGAAAGAUGUGACCUGCUUGACAUCAAGUCAUUUACAGUCAUGCACCACGACAAGCCGAAACCUCCAGCAGAAAGGCCGGAACCUCAAACAUUCACGCGCGACAACAAGCCGCAACCUCCAGCACCUGCCAAUGAUACUAAUAAUACCAGACGCGCUAAGAGGAGGAUUGUUCGCAGGUCUGCUGUGCCCCCAGUUCCUGGGCCGUCUUCGCAGGAUGAGCCCAGUAUAGCGCAGGCUCCUUCGACGUCUUCGUCUAAUCAAGCAGUGCAAGAUGAUGAUAUAAUAGCGAUGGGGUUUGAUUCGGAUAUAAUCUAGUUGGUCGAGAGGUUUUCGGAAUACGAAGUGUAUCAAAUAUAAUCGGUGAU
Myxozyma melibiosi is the source of this 3237-nucleotide messenger RNA. RefSeq lists its product as uncharacterized. NCBI's taxonomy places the organism in Eukaryota, Fungi, Ascomycota, Lipomycetes, Lipomycetales, Lipomycetaceae. The record is from RefSeq and is a predicted model, not a curated record. The coding region runs from base 419 to 3187 and encodes 922 amino acids. The transcript has 2 exons.